GGGAUUCCGGCGUCGGUAUCCUGACCGCCGGGAUCCCGGCAGGUGGUCAGUUGACUGCCUCCCGCUGAGAAGCACCAGAGCAGAGAGCGACACCCUAGGCAGGAAAGAGGAACUGCACAUGUUUUGAAAGAUCUGCUGAUCUCUGCCAGGAUGAGCAACAGCCAUCCCCUACGCCCGUACACCGCCAUUGGGGAGAUCGAUCACGUGCACAUCCUGUCCGAGAACGUGGGCGCUCUGAUUAACGGCGAGGAGUACAGCGAUGUCACUUUCAUUGUGGAUAAGAUGAGGUUUCCGGCUCACAGGGUCAUUCUCGCCGCCCGCUGCCAGUACUUCAGAGCCCUGUUAUACGGAGGUAUGAAGGAGUCUCAGCCAGAGGCAGAGAUCGUCCUGCAGGACACGACGGCCGAGGCCUUCUCCAUGCUGAUGAAGUACAUCUACACAGGCCGAGCCAGCCUGAGGGACGAGCGGGAGGAGGUUCUGUUAGACUUCCUGAGCCUGGCACACAAGUACGGCUUCCCGGAGCUGGAAGACUCCACGUCCGAGUAUCUGUGUACUAUCCUGAAGACUCAGAACGUGUGCAUGAUCUAUGACGUGGCCAGCCUGUACUCUCUCUCCAAGCUAUGCGCUACGUGCUGCACGUUCAUGGAUAGGAACGCACAGGAAGUGCUCUCCAGCGAUGGCUACCUGUCGCUGUCCAAGGGCGCUCUCCUGGCGAUUGUGCGGAGAGAUUCGUUUGCCGCCCCAGAGAAGGACAUUUUCCAGUCUCUCAUCCGCUGGUGCAGACAAAACCCGAAGGAGAACCACGCUGAGAUCAUGGCCGCUGUGCGCCUUCCGCUCAUGAGUCUCACUGAGCUCCUCAAUGUGGUGAGACCGUCUGCACUACUCUCCCCAGACUCCAUCUUGGACGCCAUUAAAGUGCGCUCAGAGAGCCGUGACAUGGACCUUAACUACCGCGGGAUGCUAAUUCCGGAGGAGAACAUUGCUACCAUGAAGUACGGGGCCCAGGUAGUGAAGGGAGAGCUGAAAUCGGCUCUGCUGGAUGGGGACACUCAGAACUAUGAUUUAGACCAUGGUUUUUCCCGACACCCGAUUGAAGAUGACUGUCGCUCCGGAUUAGAAAUAAAGCUGGGCCAGCCCUCCAUUAUUAACCACGUUCGCCUUCUCCUGUGGGAUCAGGACAGCCGGUCUUAUUCCUACUACAUUGAAGUAUCCAUGGAUGAACUGGACUGGAUACGAGUCAUUGACCACUCGCAAUAUUACUGCCGGUCCUGGCAGAAGCUCUAUUUCCCGGCUCGUGUCUGCAGGUACGUCAGGAUCGUGGGGACACACAACACGGUCAACAAGGUCUUCCAUCUUGUAGCUUUUGAAUGCAUGUUCACACAGAAAACCUUUACUCUGGAGAAGGGUCUGAUCGUCCCUACAGAGAACGUGGCCACCAUCGCGGAAGCAGCCAGCGUGAUCGAGGGAGUGAGCCGCAGUCGGAACGCGUUGCUGAACGGAGACACGAAGAACUACGACUGGGAUUCCGGCUACACCUGUCACCAGCUGGGCAGUGGUGCUAUUGUCAUUCAGCUCGCCCAGCCUUACAUGAUUGGCUCUGUCAGGUUAUUGUUGUGGGAUUGCGAUGAUCGGAGUUACAGUUACUACAUUGAGGUUUCUAUCAACCAGCAGCAGUGGACAAUGGUGGCCGACAGGACGAAAGUUCCCUGCAGGUCGUGGCAGACAAUCACGUUUGAUCGACAUCCGACGUGCUUCAUCCGGAUCGUUGGCACUCACAAUACUGCAAACGAGGUUUUCCACUGCGUGCACUUCGAGUGUCCGACGCAGGCUCUCAGCCACAAAGAAGAUAACAACAAGGAGGGUCCGUCUAGCGAGCAGUCUCUACCUGCGCAGCAAGGCAUACCGAUAGCCCUGCGAGCUCCCAACGCCAGCUCAAUGCACACACUGACGGACCAGAGCAUCCAGGGACAACCGCCGCAGUGAGGGCAGCCCGAGACCCCUCCAGCCAUCUUUUCUCGCAGUCUCGUGUUUCAUGGUAACAGUUGCAAUGUUUCUCCAAGGACACCGCCGCCCUCCGCUGUUUUAGUAGGAAUCCAAUCAAGGCUCUUGGUAGAGAAAAUUGGUGUUCAAUCUUCAUCAAGACCACUAUUAGCACUCAGCUUCUCCAGUCCAGCCAUGUCCAUAGGCACGUCACCCAGUAAUUGAGCAGAAUGCUGUUGAAAUUCAGGCUAUGGCACAGACGUGGAACACAGCUAAUUGAGGAAUUUAUUACUUUCUGGCCUUCUGAAGUAGGAUUUUCCUCUGUACAUAGACUUGUUAUUGAUUGCUUUGCUAAAGCUACACAAUAAGACUGAAUCUCUCUACCAUCCUCCUGUGUUUGUGUCUCGGAAGCCACGGUACAGAUUGUUUUACCAGGCUGUCACUCGUCAGACGACGCCGUACACAGCCUGAGAACACAAACCACCCACAGAGAUGACUUUAGAUAAAAAUAGCAUCUGAUUUGCUGGAGCAAAAACCUGUUUCCGAGCACUUAGUUCUCUGAUUCUCUGGCGUCGGCUGCCUCAGAAAAGAUGUAUAUACCUGGUAUCGGAUAUUGAAGAAUUGUGGCUGUUUUUGCACUAAGCCGUACAGAGGCCAGUAACACUAGUAUAUUGCUCUGAAGUCAUACUUUAGAGGGGUUAAAUCACUUUGAUUUUAUUGAAACACAGGGAGUUACUUUGUAACAUAUCAAUAUAAAUUAAUUGCGGAGGCAGCCAUUUUAUGGGUUGGACCAAUUAUUCACUUGGAUUUAGUGACCUAAAUGAGGUAUGAGGCACAAAGUUCCUCAUGCCUCACUAGUUCCUUGGAAAUUUCUAGCCUGAAUUCUGGUGGUUAUUGGUUCAGCACAUGAGGUGGCUGCCACUGCUUUGAGGAUACACUUUAACCGUCCCAAACCAAUAGUUGGUACCGGUUAGAUUAUUGGUGGCUCUGAUUUACAUCACCCGGAUUAUGUGGAAGAGCCGUUGUAUAGUUUGGACGGGUGAAUACAGUUUACUUGGUGUCCUGCUUUUUUGGUAAAAGUUUUACGGUUAAAUUGCUAUGAUAUUUGUACAGCGUUAAAACUAUGUAUAGAUGAUGUAUUCAUAUGUGUUCAAUUCACAGUUGUAUAAAAAUUAUCUGAAUGGUG
Molecule: messenger RNA, 3166 nt
Organism: Pseudophryne corroboree (corroboree frog)
Lineage: Eukaryota; Metazoa; Chordata; Amphibia; Anura; Myobatrachidae
Gene: BTBD9
Product: BTB domain containing 9
Exons: 11
Coding region: 151-1983 (610 amino acids)
Biological process (GO): modulation of chemical synaptic transmission; adult locomotory behavior; circadian behavior
Cellular component (GO): cytoplasm
Molecular function (GO): protein binding
Source: RefSeq, a predicted model, not a curated record